AUGGCGUCACUCGUCGUGCUGACGAGCCUGUGGCCCGUGGCACGCGUGCUGGUGCUGCUGCUGCUCUGGUACUCCUUCAGCACCGCGCUCAGCCUGUACAACAAGAUGCUGAUAGGGCAGCAGCACGGCCGCUUCCCCGCGCCCCUGCUGCUCACUGCCUUCCACUUCGCCCAGCAGGCGCUCAUGGCCUCCGCGCUGCUGCACUCCGCCUUCCCCUCCGCGCUGCCCCCGCUCCCCCUCUCCUCCCAUGACUACUGCCUCCGAGUCAUUCCCACAGCGGUGGCAACAGCAGUGGACAUCGCUCUCUCUAAUCAGUCCCUCGCUUAUAUCACACUCACCUUCUACACCAUGUGCAAGUCCAGUGCGCCCAUGUUCCUGCUGCUCUUCGCCUUCAUCUUCAGAUUGGAGCCCAUCAGCUUCCGUCUCAUCGGAGUCAUGAUGCUCAUCUCCGUGGGCGUGCUCUUCACAGUGGCGGGCGAGGCAUCGUUCCACCUGUGGGGAUUUGUGCUCGUCAUGCUCUCUGCCAUGGCAUCAGGCCUGCGAUGGGUGCUCAUCCAAGUGCUGCUGCAGAAAGAUCGCCUCGGUCUGAGCAGCGCGCUGGUGUCGCUAGCAUACCUCACGCCCCCCAUGGCCGUCACCUGCGCUCUCUUCUCGCUCGCCCGCGAGCCGCUCGCCUCGCUGCCCACCUCGCCCUACUUCUCCCCGCCCGAGCACCUCGCGCCCACCAUGCUGCUGCUGCUGCUGGGAGGCGUGCUCGCCUUUCUCAUGAUCAUGUCGGAGUUUCUGCUCAUCCUGCACACCAGCGCCGUCACCUUCUCUGUGGCUGGUACAGUGAAAGAAGGCGCCACCAUUCUGGUGUCCCAUCUGGUGUUCUCGGACCGCUUCACGCGUGUGAACCUGGUGGGCCUGCUCAUCAUCAUGAUUGGUGUUUCGCUCUUCAACCUGCACAGGUGA
Molecule: messenger RNA, 954 nt
Organism: Closterium sp. Yama58-4
Lineage: Eukaryota; Viridiplantae; Streptophyta; Zygnematophyceae; Desmidiales; Closteriaceae
Source: the annotation of a GenBank genome assembly